Molecule: messenger RNA, 834 nt
Organism: Pseudozyma hubeiensis SY62
Lineage: Eukaryota; Fungi; Basidiomycota; Ustilaginomycetes; Ustilaginales; Ustilaginaceae
Product: regulatory protein
Exons: 1
Coding region: 1-834 (277 amino acids)
Biological process (GO): cytosolic ribosome assembly
Cellular component (GO): mitochondrial matrix
Source: RefSeq, a predicted model, not a curated record
AUGAUCGCACGCAACUUGUCCAGAGCGGUUCUUCGAGCCGCUCGCGCUCCUCGCGCUGCCAACACCUCCAACGCGCUCUCCCUCGCCCGCACUGCCUCCAUCCGACCCACGGUGACCCCCGCCGGCAGCCGCCUCUUCACCUCCACCCGCUCCCUCCUCUCCCAGGGCGAAACCGAUGCGGAACUAGUAUCCAAGCUGGCCACUGAGCUCUCGUACGAGCAGGAGAACUCCAACCUGUUCGCACCCGACUCGUCGCCCACCGCCGAGCCCGGAUUCGUCACCGAGUUCAAGCAAGCUGGCAUCUGGAAACUCAUCGACACCCCCGGCCUCGACGAAGUCUCGCUCUCCCGCGAGUUCGGAAACGAGCACAUCUCGAUCCUCUUCUCCGUCGGAGACCUCGACACCACCGGUGCCCUUCCGGAGGACGGCGAAGACGGUACGCCAGGAGAAGUCGACGGCGCACCCGAACAGUCGGAACAACCGCAGUUCCCGAUCCGCAUCUCUGCCACCAUCACGAAACCCUCCGGAGGCGCUAUCAUGAUGGACGCAUUCGUCCAGGACGGCGAACUGAACAUCGACAACAUCGCCUACUACAAGGACAAAGACAUGGCGACCAGGAUCGAUGCCGACGCCGACUUUCAGAGGAGAGGCUACUACCUGGGUCCUCAGUUUGAGACGUUGGACGAUGCGGUUCAGAACCAGUGGUACCAGUUCUGGGCCGAGAGGGGUGUGGACGCCAACCUGGCGCUGUUCAUUCCCAACUAUGCAGAGUACAAGGAGCAGAGGGAGUACUGUAGCUGGUUGGCGAAUAUGAGGGAUUUCAUCAAUGCUUAG